This is a messenger RNA of Glarea lozoyensis ATCC 20868, 939 nucleotides long. Its product is annotated as NAD(P)-binding Rossmann-fold containing protein. The record is from RefSeq and is a predicted model, not a curated record. The transcript has a single exon. The coding region runs from base 1 to 939 and encodes 312 amino acids. Lineage: Eukaryota; Fungi; Ascomycota; Leotiomycetes; Helotiales; Helotiaceae.
AUGGAUUGGCUCUUCGGUAGAUCAGUCUCCUUCAAUGCAAAAAACGACGUACCUGCAUUAGACGGAAAAGUCAUCCUAGUGACCGGAUCAAACGCAGGACUAGGAAAGCAAGCAGUUCUCGAAUACACCCAUCACAACCCCAAAACAAUAUGGCUAGCAGCACGAAAUCUUUCCACAGCAAAAGCUGCAAUCGACGAAAUCCAGAAGACCGUCCCUGAAUCGUCAACAGAGAUUAAAAUCCUCGAACUCGAUUUGACAUCCUUCAAAUCCAUCAAAUCAGCCGCCGAAACCGUAACGGCUCACUCCGAUCGUCUCGACAUCCUCAUGCUUAAUGCAGGUAUCAUGGCAGCACCUACCGGUGUCACAAAAGACGGCUACGAAUUCCAAUUCGGCACAAAUCACAUGGGUCACGCGUUACUCACGAAACUCCUGAUCCCACUUCUCGAUCGAACCGCCAAAUUACCCAACGCAGAUGUGCGUAUCGUGUCACUAGCUUCUGCGGGCUACAGAAUGGCUCCUAAAGCUCCAUUUCCUUUCGAUGAUAUGAAAUCGAGCGCUGAGAAUAUCCCGCCUUGGGGUCGUUAUGGAGUUUCGAAACUCGCUAAUAUUCUGUAUGCGAGGCAGCUUGCGGUGCGUCAUCCUCAGUUCACGGUGGUGGGUAUUCAUCCGGGGAUUGUGAAUACGAAUUUGCUUGGGAAUAGCACGGAUUCGUCGUUUAUUUGGAGGAAUGUGAUUAAUUUGAUGAGGCCGUUUGUGGCGACUGUUGAGACUGGUGUGAAGAAUCAGAUCUGGGGAAGUGUGGCGAAGAAUGUUAUUAGCGGGGAGUAUUAUGAACCGGUUGGGAUUUCGGGGAUGGCGGAGGAGCGUGCUAGGGAUGAUGAGACGGCGGAGAGACUUUGGGAGUGGACAGAGAAGGAGUUGGAAGGACAUGGCUUUUGA